Neltuma alba is the source of this 1239-nucleotide messenger RNA. RefSeq lists its product as uncharacterized. Bases 1 to 1239 code for a protein of 412 amino acids. Lineage: Eukaryota; Viridiplantae; Streptophyta; Magnoliopsida; Fabales; Fabaceae. Gene Ontology annotation, cellular component: membrane. The transcript has 3 exons. The record is from RefSeq and is a predicted model, not a curated record.
AUGCUGGUACAUCAAAUGUCAAUAAGGUCGUUGUUAUCGGCGCUGGAGAUAGGGAACGACAAAGGCGACACGCCACUGCACUGCGCAGAGUGGAAAGGGUCGCUCGAGAUGUGCGAGUCCAUAGCCCAAGCCCAACCCCGCGGAUCCGAGAAAGCAAAAUGCACCAACGAAUGCUCAAGUUCAUCAAAAAGAAAUAGUAUUGAUGGAUGCAUGGAUGAAUUUGAAUACUAUAUAUUAUGUAUGUGCAUGGAUAAGGCAGGCAAUGGUGGGGACUCAAAGGAGGAGACAGAAACUUAUACAACCUUGUUGGUGGCAGCCCAGAAAGGCGUAAUUGAAGUAGUGAACGAAUUUCUAAGCCAACUACCGGUGUCCAUCUACGAUACCACAUCAAAGGAUAAAAAUAUAUUGCAGGUAGCAGUGGAGAACAGGCAACCCAGGGUUAUUGAGGCAGUGCAGAAACAAGUAAACAAAGAGUUAAAGCUUAAUCUUUGGGCUGACCUCAUUGAAUCAGUGGAUACUGAUGAAAAUACUAUAUUGCACUUAGCAGCCAAGUAUGAAGAAUCCAAGGUACAUCCUUGGCAGAUUCAUGGCACUGCCAUGCGGACGCAAUGGGAAAUCAAGUGGUAUGAGUAUGUGAAAUCCUUCUCGCCACGCCACUUCCUUUCCCUUAGCAAUGCAAAAGACGAAACUCCGGAACAAAUCUUCUCUCAAGGUCAUGAAACUCUGGUCAAAGACAGUGGCGAGUGGCUAAAGGAUACGUCUGAAUCUUGUUCGGUGGUGGCUGCGCUGGUUGCCGGAGUUUCCUUUGCAACGUCGAGCCAAGUCCCCGGCGGGACUAAUGGUGAUACUGGCAGACCGACCUUAGAACGACAGCCGGCAUUUGAACUCUUCGCUAUCACUGCACUUAUUGGGCUCUGCUUCUCUGUCACUGCACUGAUCAUGUUCCUUUCCAUACUCACCUCUCGAAAACUACCCAAAGAUUUUAAGAAAAAUUUGCCACUCAAGAUUCUUCUGGGCCUGGGCUCGCUGUUUGUGUCCAUUGCCUCGAUGCUUAUAUCUUUCUGCGCCGCACAUUUCUUCGUGCUCGAGGACAAAUUCAAGAUGGCAGUGUUCCCUCUGUAUGCCGCCACCUGCCUUCCUGUUUCCUUCUACGCAAUCGUACAGUUUCCGCUCUACAUGGAUCUUUUGAAAUCCAUUAUUACAGAGGUUCCCCAGUCACUCCCUUCUGGCCAUGUCUGA